This is a messenger RNA of Lagenorhynchus albirostris (white-beaked dolphin), 1963 nucleotides long. It is a transcript of the gene CD38, whose product is annotated as CD38 molecule. The coding region runs from base 74 to 949 and encodes 291 amino acids. Gene Ontology annotation, molecular function: NAD+ nucleosidase activity; phosphorus-oxygen lyase activity. Gene Ontology annotation, biological process: positive regulation of B cell proliferation. Lineage: Eukaryota; Metazoa; Chordata; Mammalia; Artiodactyla; Delphinidae. Gene Ontology annotation, cellular component: plasma membrane. The transcript has 8 exons. The record is from RefSeq and is a predicted model, not a curated record.
UCUCUCCUCCCUGCCCGCCCAGCCUCCAGCAGCCUCUUCUCCAACUUCGUCCGGGCGACCCGCGUUGGACCCCAUGGCCGACUCCAGACCCAAGAAAGCCAAGAUCUGUCUCUGCAUAUUUCUAUGUCUUCUGGUGGGGGGGGUCAUCGCGGUGGUGGUCGGAGUCUGGAUGUGGCGCCACUCGUCCGAGCACAUGAAGUGGAAUGGGACGGGCAGCACUGCCCAUUUUCAAGAAAUCGUCCUGGAGCGAUGCUACAAGUACACGCAGUCGGUGCAGCCGGAGCUCAGAGAUAGAGACUGCCAAAAGAUCAGGGAGGCAUUCAGGAAUGCAUUUAUCUCUAAGGACCCCUGCAGUGCGACAGAGGAAGACUACCACCCACUGAUGAAGCUGGUGAAUCAAAUGGUGCCUUGUGACAAGACAGUCUUUUGGAGCAAAACCAAGGAGCUGGCGCACCAGUACACGAAGGUCCAGCGAGAUAUGUUCACCCUGGAAGACACACUGAUGGGUUACAUUGCGGAUGACCUUAACUGGUGCGGAGAUGCAGGCUCUUAUGAAAUGAACUAUCAAUCUUGUCCACACUGGAAGAAAGACUGCAGCAACAACUUUGUUUCUGUAUUCUGGGAUUUGGUGUCCAAAAGGUUUGCAGAAAAUGCCUGUGGUGUGGUCCAGGUGGUGCUCAAUGGAUCCAUCAGUAACGCCUUUGAUAGAAAGAGCACUUUUGGACGUGUGGAAGUCCAUAACUUGAAUCCAAUGAAGGUUCAUACGCUACAGGCUUGGGUGAUCCAUGACCCUGGAAAAUUUCCCAGUGACUCCUGCUCGGGUUCCUCCAUAAAUGAUCUGAGACAGAUUAUAAGGCAAAGGAAUAUCAAAUUUACUUGCCAGGAUAACUACAGCUCUGGCAAGUUCCUUCAGUGUGUGAAAAAGCCUGGGGAUUCAUCUUGCAGAUGAGCCAGUCUGCGUGGUUGAGGCCCUGCAGUAUACAUCAAAAUGCAUGACUCAGGAGACACGCUCGUGGAAAGCUGAGGAUUCGGGGGAAUUCUCUGUCAUAAUAUCAACACUGGAGAUGGGAGCCUUUUCCUCUAGAGUCUUAAAAUAACUUAUGUUAUUGGCAUAGUUUUUAUUUCGAUCUCCUAAUAAUCAAGAAAGAUUAAUUACUGUAUAACAUUAGAGUGGAAAUUUUAUAUUAUUUCAGUUUAAUUUUCAUAUGAUGCUUUAUGUUAUUAAUAUGUUGGUAACAUCCUUUCCCUUGAAGAAUGACCACUCCAAGCCUCUCUUAUUGGCAGGUCAAGAAAAGUAAAUGCCCAGACUUUUCAGAAAAGGUUACAUUUCCAAAUGAAUGACCUUGUUUCAGGAUAUAUUUUUGUACCCUUCCUACAGAUAAACUAUAAAUGCCAUGGUUAUGGGUCAUGUUGGGAAAAAUAUUCUGUAAGAUAUAAGCUACCCACACGCUUGGUGCUUUACCUCUAAUCCUUCCUCAUAGCCCUAUGAGGUUGAUAUUAUUAUCUCCCAUUUGUCAAAUGAGAAAAAGGAAGUUCAGAGAAUUUAUAUACUUUUCCCAAAAUCAUACAUUUAGUUCAAGGUAGAGAAUGAAUUUGAACUCAGCUUUAUUCAACUCCAAAAUUCAUGUGCUCUAUCUUUCUAGACUGAUAAAACCAGAUGGACAGCCCUUAUGUUCUCUUCCAAUAAAUGCAUGUUGGAUUAAAUUAAAUACAAUAGAAUCUGAAAUGUGAUUUUCUAGAUGGCUUCAAAACAGAUACUUUUUUUGUCCUCUUCCUCUUCCUUCUCCUCCUCAUUCUCAGUGUCUUAUUUAUGUAGGAGGCAGUUAAAAUAUAUAUAUUUGUUCUUGAUGUGACAAUUUAUUUCUCACUUGAAUUUUACUUGAUUAGUCUUGCUCGGGGAUUAUCAUUUUUACUACUCUUUCAAAGAACCAACCUUUAACUUUGUUGAUUUUCUCUUUCUACU